AUGCUCGGAGGAUCGUCUAUCAAGGUCUUCUCUGGCUCGAGCCAUCCCGAAAUCGCAGAGCUCAUUGCGAAGCGAAUCGGUAUCCCACUUUCCAAAUGUGAAGUAACACGCAACGGGAUCGGUGAAACAUCUGUUCGAUUGGGCGAAUCUGUCCGAGAAGACGAUGUCUACAUUAUUGGUUCCGGAUGCGGUCAGGUCAAUACAGCCUUGAUCGAACUAUGCAUUAUGAUCCAUGCGUGCAAGAUCGCGAGCGCCAAACGAAUUACGGCUGUCAUUCCGCUGUUCCCAUACGCGAGGCAGGACAAGAAAGACAAGUCUCGCGCGCCGAUUACGGCCAAGCUGGUGGCGAAUAUGAUUCAGAGGUCGGGGUGCGACCAUGUUAUUACGAUGGACCUGCACGCGUCGCAAAUUCAAGGCUUUUUCGACGUUCCGGUUGACAAACUGACUGACUUUUUGGGUAGUCUAUACGCAGAGCCGUCGAUCAUUCAUUACAUUCGCACGAGGCUGGAUGUGAGCAAAUGCAUCAUUGUCUCGCCAGAUGCCGGCGGUGCAAAACGAGCGACGGCGAUUGCUGACCGGCUCGGAGUCGAGUUUGCGUUGUUCCACAAAGAACGCAAAAAGGCCAACGAAGUGAGCCGGAUGGUGCUAGUUGGUCAUGUGGCUGGUAAAAUCGCGAUCUUGGUCGACGAUAUGGCCGAUACAUGCGGAACGCUCGUUCGAGCGGCGCAGCACCUUGUCGAAGCCGGAGCAGAACGCACGUUUGCGUUUGUGACACAUGGCAUUUUGUCUGGGAAUGCGCUGGAGAACAUUGAGCAGAGUGCGCUCGAAAAGGUGGUUGUGACCAAUACAAUUCCACAAAAGGCAAACUUGGCGCGAUGCAAAAAACUCGAGGUGAUCAAUAUCGCCAACGUGCUUGCACGAUAUGGCCCUUCCCAACCACCACCACUCGCACCCCCAUCAUCCACCCAAUCCCCGACCCCAGCCUCCGCGACAGACCCAGACACACACAUGUCUCGCCAUCCCAGGCAUUGCGCUCUCACCCGAGGGCGAUCGACUGAUCGUGGGGGACUCGACGACGAGUUCGCAUCGGUCAUGGACGACACUGAAGAACGUGGGGGAUGGCUCGUUUGGGAGCGUAUGGCUGUGCGAUUGGCACUCGCCCUUGCCGCCCAAUACACCAUUGUCACCGAUGCAGCGUGGGCCCAAGGUGCGGCCCGAGUGGGUUGGCCGUCGGUUGGUUGCCCUCAAGUGCAUGAAGCGCCAAUGGAAGGGCGGCUGGGACGAGUGCAAGACCCUCAAGAGAUCGAGUCACUGCGCUCGAUGCCAAUGCACCCCAACAUCAUCCCCCUGUACGACUGCUUUGUUCUCCCGACCACACAAGAGCUCUAUUUGGUCUUCGAGUCCAUGGAGGGCAAUCUCUAUCAGCUUAUCAAGUCGCGCAAAGGCAAAAAGGCCCUUGCAGGCGGACUCGUCACUUCCAUCUUCCAACAAGUAGCCAGUGCACUCGACCAUGUCCAUUCCAACGGCUACUUCCACCGCGACAUGAAGCCAGAGAACCUGCUCGUUACCACCACCGGCCUUGCCAACUACAUCUCCACCUCUCCCUUGACGCCAAAUGCCCGAGAAGAAGACGUCUUUGUCAUCAUCAAGCUCGCAGAUUUUGGCCUUGCCCGCGAGACCGCCAGUCGGCCGCCGUACACCGAGUAUGUGUCCACGAGGUGGUACCGCGCUCCCGAGGUCCUCUUGCGCAGUCGCGAUUACUCCAGUCCGGUCGACAUGUGGGCAUUUGGUACUAUUAUGGCCGAGCUCCUCAAUCUGCUCCCCCUAUUCCCUGGCUCAGGAGAGAUGGAUCAGCUCAAGCGCAUCAAUGAUAUUCUCGGCGACCCCAGUGAUGCUUACGGUUUCGAUGAGAACGGUCGGAGGCGCGGGGGCGGCCCGUGGCCCCGGGGCUAUGAGCUGGGAAAACCAUUAGGCUACCAGUUUCCUCGAGUACAACUACCCCACGCCGCUUGCCCAGUGUUUUUCCAAAAACGUGCCGCGUUCACUCAUCGAGUGUAUCGAGGACUUGUUGCGCUACGAUCCAGCCGAGCGUCUCACCGCCAAGCAAUGUCUCGUCAUCCAUUUCUUGCCGAAACCGCUCCCAGGCAGCCCCAGCCUCCUCCCUUACAUCAGCGUGUGGCACCUCCCAGCACCCAUCGUCUGCCAUCCCCACGCGGUCCCGAAGAUCGCGACGCAUACACUGGCAUUCCCGCCGUAUCUCCUCGCGCCAUCCCCCCGAAUCAUGCCAUGUCCCCUCCGAGUCAACGUCCUCCGUUCCCGAACCCUCAGACGUUCCAAAACUCGAAUGCUUCUUCGGCAUCAUUCCCCAAUCCCUCGACCUCUUCGCUCUACAAUGCCACCUCGGGCGCAUCCACCUCGUCGUUUACUAAUCCUAUGCCUCCCCCCGCUCGACCGCUCUAUCAUCGCGAACGAUCACAUUCCACGUCGAAUUCCAGUUCGUUUGGCCCGCACAUGGAGAUUGUUGACCACUCGACGCGAGAAGCUGAUCUACCCAAUGUUCCCGGUUCUCUCGAAGCCUAUUCGGGCGAAGAUUCCACCGAGUGGCACAAGGGAGGUUCGUAUCAGCUCGAGCAGCGCCAUCAGCAACCCAACGGCCGCUCGCCUUACCCAAUGGAUAUCUCGGACUCUCAACCGAACGGUUCUCAGCACGGGUACAACAUGGACGUUACCAUGUCGAGCGUGUCGGUCGCUUCAAAGACAAACAGCGCAUCGAGUGGCAAGCGCGGAGUAUUCGGACUCAGGAAGCUCACUUCUGGAUUGUUUGGUCAUUCGGAAAAGUUGCCUGCUGUGGCCGAGGUGAAUAUCGGUCCGUCGGGAUCUCAAACGUCGUUGAAGCGGACUCAGUCGAAUAGUACGACCGAUGGCAAGUCGAUCAAGGACAAGGAUGUUGCGAUGGCUGCUCCCCCUGCUGCUGCUGCCCCCCCAGUUGACCGACACGAUACGAAGAAGCAGCGUAAGCUCGAGGCGCUCGAGAAGCGCAAGCUCCAGGAAGAGAGGAUGCGUGCGCGUUCCCGAGUUGUGCUUGCCAAGCGUGAAAUGAUGCUCAACAACAACGGCGGAGACUUUGCACCCGAAGACUGGACCGACCCCAUGAAGGUCAACGGCAAGGGCAAGCCCGCCGUAAAGGUUCCCAUCAUACCGACCACAUAUCCCAACUCGUCUCAGUUGUUGAGUCCGCCAGGCGGGCUGGAGCCUCCCCCGGCGAUAGGCGGCUGGCGCGAACCCGGGUGGCGAGACAGCAUGGAUGACGACCAACAAUCGAUCGCGUCCUCCGAUCGAAGACGCCUCUCGAUGGCCACCGUCGCGACCGUCGAUUCGGAUCCGGGCCCCGUUCGAACGGGGCGCCAGCGCGGCGCAUCCAUCGGCAUAAACCGCGCAACAUCCGUCUCGUCGUUGCGCGCCGCCGCGUCUGGGGGUGGAUACCCGCGCUCGGCGCGUUCGUCAGCCUCGUUCGAGCAGUUUACCGCCGAGUUUAAUUCUCGCGCGACGAUGGCUGAGGAUCCGAGCUCGCCACGCCUCAGGCUGGGCAGUUUGAGUCCCGGUCCUGGUGGGCAUGGGCAUCCCCAGGGGCAUUGGGGGAAUGGCCAGGAGCUGCCGCAGUUGGUGUUGAAUGGUCAGGCUGGGGGGCGGAGGAUGCCUGGAAUGUCGUCUUUUGCGAGUGCCAUGUCGCCCACUGCGUCCGAUUCGAUGAGGGGGUCGAUGUCCCCUGGCAGUCCGUACGAUUCAGUAGCGCUUUCGCCUCCGCCCGGUGUACGAAAUGGACCACCUGGGAUGUAUAAUCAUUUGCCCUCGUUGUUUAACCACGAUGGGCGACAACCUCAAACGCUACCCCCCUUCUCUGAACUCGUCGCUCCGCUAGAACAGCGAUAA
Messenger RNA from Rhizoctonia solani, 3930 nucleotides. Its product is annotated as ribose-phosphate pyrophosphokinase. Gene Ontology annotation, cellular component: cytoplasm; ribose phosphate diphosphokinase complex. The record is from RefSeq and is a predicted model, not a curated record. NCBI's taxonomy places the organism in Eukaryota, Fungi, Basidiomycota, Agaricomycetes, Cantharellales, Ceratobasidiaceae. Gene Ontology annotation, molecular function: ribose phosphate diphosphokinase activity; magnesium ion binding; ATP binding. Gene Ontology annotation, biological process: purine nucleotide biosynthetic process; ribonucleoside monophosphate biosynthetic process; protein phosphorylation. Bases 1 to 3930 code for a protein of 1309 amino acids. The transcript has 12 exons.